AUGAUUUCCGGAAAAAUUAUUUUAAAAUCUGGUACCAAAUUAUCACUUGAUAAGCGAUUCACUGAAAUCGCUAAACAAGCACCAGUAGCUACACCACGCAUUCAACAGCAAGCGAAUGUCAUUAUUCCAUAUUCAAGACAAGAACUAUUUGGAAAUCGACGACCCAAUGUAUUUCUUGCUGCACAAAGACUCAAAAAGCGAAGUAUUAAUUAUCGUCUUGGUAUGGGUGCUAAUCCCAAUGUAAAUCGUUCAUAUACAGCUUCGAACAAAUCCCGUGUGUUUCAACGACUUAGUUUUGGUAAUCGUCGACGUAAUGACGCAGGUGCUAAUCGAUAUUUAUUCGGUGGACAAACUGGUAUGGGUGUACGCCUUCGAGGGCAAGGUCGUAUUCGUGGAACAAGAACAUUUCGUCCUCGAACACGUGGUUAUUUAAAUAAUAAUACAAUUAGUCGAUAUGGUGGUUUUUCAAGACGUGGCAAUAUGAAUAAUCGUGGACGAGGAGGAGUAGCAGGAAGAGGAGCAAACAGAGGUGGAGGACGACGCAAUGGAAACAAUAAUAAUUUUAAUCGACCAAAUAAUCGUGGCCGUUUUGGAAAUAGUUCUAAUCGUGGUGGACGUGGUCGAAUGAAUAAUAACAACAACAACAACAAUAAAAAUCUAACAAAAGAAAGUCUUGAUACUGAACUUGAUAAAUAUAUGGCUCAAACAAAAAUUGAAAAUGAUUCAAUUGAAAUGAAUGCUAUUUAA
Molecule: messenger RNA, 747 nt
Organism: Rotaria socialis
Lineage: Eukaryota; Metazoa; Rotifera; Eurotatoria; Philodinida; Philodinidae
Source: the annotation of a GenBank genome assembly